This is a messenger RNA of Didymodactylos carnosus, 1167 nucleotides long. The record is from the annotation of a GenBank genome assembly. NCBI's taxonomy places the organism in Eukaryota, Metazoa, Rotifera, Eurotatoria, Philodinida, Philodinidae.
AUGUCUUGCCAUGGUUCAUCCGAUAAUCGUCGUCUUUCUUUCGGACAUCGAUUUUCUGGUUGCACUACUAUUGGUUCAACUGCAACUAUGUUUCAGUAUAAUUGUUCAGAAUCAGUUGAUAAAACACUUAGUCAAAUGUUAAUGGAAUUAAAAAAUAAUACUUUAGACUAUAACCAAAUAGAACAGAUUACAUUGAACGCUUUGUAUCCUUAUAUACUUCGUGUUACAUUAGAUUCUGUUAUUUAUGGACUUACCAGUUUAAAAAUAUUAUAUUUUUCACAGUGUUAUAUUAAAAAAAUUGAACUACAUAAAACAAAAACGUUACAACUAACAUCAGUAGAAUUUCAUUCAACUAUAAUUGAAACAAGUACAUUAAAACAAUUUUAUUUCGCGUUAAAAAAUAAUUCUUUAGACACAUUAAUUAUCACUGAUUCUGAUGUAUUUUCUAAUGCACGAUAUCUUUUAUUAAAAUUUCCACAAUACAACGGUAUGAAUAGAAAACUACCUAGCAAUCUUCGAAUAUUUGUUGAUAUUCGACGAUACAUGAUUGAUUAUUGUUUAUAUCAUAUAGUACUUAAUAUAUUAUCCGCAAACACACCAUAUAAUGUAGAAUGGAACUUUUUUUUAGAUAUAUCAGUAAAAUUACCAUGUGAUUACUGUGAAAUAAAACAGAUUCAUCAACGUUGUUUUAAAGAAAUUAGUUUAGGUUAUUGCAUCAUUCAAGCAUGUUACGAUAAGAGAACUGACACGUUUAAAAAUGUAACGAAACAAUUAGCUGAUGAGACAGCAUCGGAGUCUGCAUGCAUUAAAAAAGAUCUAAGUUGUUUUAACGUUCGUCCAGACAUAACCACAAUAACGGAUCAAGCUACAGAUUAUGAUCAAUCGAGUUCAACUUCUUCAUUAAAACCAGUUAAACAAAAAUUACGCAAAAUCAUGAAUAAAACAGAUCUUUUGAUGAGUAUCAUCGGUGCUGUGGCAGCCGUAGCAACAUUAGGAGGCACAGCGUUUGCUAUUUAUUCUAAAGCAAAAAAAAGGCGAGCACAACAACAACAACAACAGCAAACAACCACAGAAGAAUUGAUCAAUGAAUUGAGUAAAGGCGACGAAGAAAAGAGAAAAAGUCAUUCGACUAGCUCAUCAACCGAUUCAUUUGUAGAUUUUAAUUAA